AAUUUUUUUUACCAACAUUUCAAAGAACAAAAAAAUUGUUCAAGGUUUUUGCUCUACGAGAUUUUCAUGGCAGAAUCAAGAAGACAUUUUGAAUGGACAAAAUUCAAUCUCUGGGUAAAAUUGUAAAGGGAAUAGGAUCUUAAUUCUUUGGUUUGGCGUUACAUUGAAGGAAAAUGGUUAGGGAUUCUCUUUUGUUCUUGAGUUUGGUUCUGAGGAUCUUAGUUUGUGUCAAUGGAAAAACCGACGCACCGGAUGUGUCUGCUUUAGGGGUCAUGUUUACUAGCUUAAAUUCUCCUGGCCAACUAACUGGUUGGAAGUCUAGUGGAGGCGAUCCAUGUGGUGAUAACUGGGAAGGAAUUAAGUGUAAAGGUUCCUCUGUAACAGAAAUAAAAUUAUCUGGUCUUGGACUGUCAGGAUCGAUGGGAUACCAACUAUCAAGCUUGACAUCAGUAACUUACUUUGACUUGAGCAAUAACAACCUUAACGGUGAUAUACCGUAUCAGCUUCCACCAAAUGUAGCUCAUAUAGAUUUUUCAAAGAAUAGUUUAACAGGCGGCGUACCUUAUUCAAUUUCUCAAAUGUCUGAUCUUAAAUAUUUGAACCUUGGUAACAAUAAACUUAGUGGUCAGCUGAGUGAUAUGUUUGGGAAUCUCCAUAAGCUAACUUUUAUGGAUCUCUCCUCCAAUAGUUUUUCAGGAAACCUACCACAGAGUUUCGGAUCACUGAAAAAUCUUGAAGAACUGCAUUUGGAAAACAAUCACUUUACAGGUUCGCUAGAUGUUCUCGCUAAACUGCAACUUGCAGAACUGGAUGUUGAAAACAACAAAUUUAGUGGUAAUAUCCCCAAAGAUUUGAAGGAUAUCACCGAAACUGGUGGAAAUUCUUGGAAAUCUGGUUCUGGUGGCAAUGGUAAUGGAAGUUCAGGAGGUGCUGUGGCUCUCAAUUGGGUAGCAAUUGGUGGAGUAGUUAUAGGAGUGUUGUUAGUAAUCGUCUUUAUUCUUGCCUUUUUCGCAAGAAGAUCGCAUAGAUCUUCUUCUUCACAUUUUCUUGAUGAAGAGAAGCUUAGUCAGAGAAGACAUUUUAGUCCCCUUGUAUCCCAUGAAUUGUCAAAUGAGAUUCCAACUGAUUUCAAGGAUUACGACCAAAGAAUUCCUGUACCUCCUCCAGAGCUGAAGUCGUAUGAUUCAUCCGCUUCAAUGAGUCCGAAGAGUUUGCAGUCAUCUUCUUCAGUAGGUUUUAAGGUUCCACCUUUUGAUCGGGUUAAGUCAGUUAAUGAUAAUGAGUUUGGGAACCGGAUGAAUAUCAAAAGGAGCACAUCUGCCCCUCGCGCAGUGGCCUACACCUUGUCAGAUUUACAGUCCGCAACUGGUAACUUUGCUAGCGGUCGACUUCUUGGUGAGGGUACCAUCGGGCGUGUUUACAGGGCGAAACUGUCCGAUGGAAAGGUUAUGGCUGCAAAAAAGAUCGACUCCUCAGUAAUCGCUGGCAUGAACUCGGAAGAUUUCGUAGAAAUGGCGUUAAAUAUAUCAAAACUGCACCAUCCAAACAUUUGUGAAGUUCUUGGUUAUUGCUCAGAGCAGGGACAUAACCUGUUAAUUUAUGAGUACUUCAGAAAUGGAUCGCUUCAUGAGUUUCUACACCAAUCAGAUGACUACGGCAAACCACUAACGUGGAAUACCCGAAUCAGGAUUGCUCUAGGCACAGCUCGAGCAGUUGAGUACCUCCAUGAGAUUUGUUCUCCGUCUUCUGUUCACAAGAACAUCAAAUCACCCAAUAUCUUGCUUGAUGCUGAACUCAAUCCACGCCUCUCUGACUGUGGUCUUGGGUCGUUUUACCAGCGUACAAGCCAAAAUCUUGGAGUCGGGUACAAUGCUCCAGAGUGCACCAAGCCAUCAGCAUAUACAAUGAAGAGCGAUGUAUAUAGUUUUGGGGUUGUUAUGCUGGAGCUUUUAACGGGUCGAAUGCCUUUUGACAGCAAAAAACCAAGAUCGGAACAGUCUCUAGUUCGAUGGGCUACACCACAACUUCACGAUAUUGACGCACUGGGAAAAAUGGUUGAUCCUGCUCUGCAUGGGCUUUACCCUCCAAAGUCACUCUCUCGUUUUGCAGAUGUCAUUGCUCUUUGUGUUCAGUCGGAGCCAGAAUUUCGACCACCAAUGUCAGAAGUGGUGCAAGCACUAGUGAGGCUGGUUCAACGUUCAAGUAUGAGCAAUAAUGCUUCUCGACGGGUAGAUAAUGACUCAGACCAAUCAGAUUAUUAUUGAGGAGCAUACAGAUCAAGCAAAAUGUGUAUGUUUCUUGUACAUGUAAAGACAUGUAGGAGGCAGGAAAACAGAUACUCUCCUAGUGAAAUGAUACAUGUAAGAACAAUGUUUUCACCGUCUGACUUCUUUCGAUCCAGUUUUUAUAUUUAUUGUCAAUUCAAAUUUUAUUAAAAUACU
Molecule: messenger RNA, 2441 nt
Organism: Papaver somniferum (opium poppy)
Lineage: Eukaryota; Viridiplantae; Streptophyta; Magnoliopsida; Ranunculales; Papaveraceae
Product: protein STRUBBELIG-RECEPTOR FAMILY 5-like
Exons: 16
Coding region: 174-2264 (696 amino acids)
Biological process (GO): protein phosphorylation
Molecular function (GO): ATP binding; protein kinase activity; protein binding
Source: RefSeq, a predicted model, not a curated record